Oryctolagus cuniculus (rabbit) is the source of this 1241-nucleotide messenger RNA. It is a transcript of the gene PPARD, whose product is annotated as peroxisome proliferator activated receptor delta. NCBI's taxonomy places the organism in Eukaryota, Metazoa, Chordata, Mammalia, Lagomorpha, Leporidae. Gene Ontology annotation, cellular component: nucleus. The record is from RefSeq and is marked provisional. Gene Ontology annotation, biological process: positive regulation of transcription by RNA polymerase II; positive regulation of fatty acid metabolic process; negative regulation of inflammatory response. Gene Ontology annotation, molecular function: nuclear receptor activity; zinc ion binding; RNA polymerase II cis-regulatory region sequence-specific DNA binding.
GGGAAGAGGAGAAAGGGGUCCCAGAUCUGCUUUCCAGAUACACAGACCUGUCCCAGAGCUCCUCGCCGCCCGUGCUGCUGGACCAGCUGCAGAUGGGCUGUGACGGGGCCUCGUGCGGCAGCCUCAACAUGGAGUGCCGGGUGUGCGGAGACAAGGCUUCAGGCUUCCACUACGGUGUCCAUGCGUGUGAGGGCUGCAAGGGCUUCUUCCGUCGGACGAUCCGCAUGAAGCUGGAGUACGAGAAGUGCGAGCGGAGCUGCAAGAUCCAGAAGAAGAACCGCAACAAGUGCCAGCACUGCCGCUUCCAGAAAUGCCUGGCCCUGGGCAUGUCGCACAACGCCAUCCGCUUUGGCCGGAUGCCAGAAGCCGAGAAGAGGAAGCUGGUGGCAGGGCUGACGGCGGUCGAGGGGCACCAGCACAGCCCACAGGUGGCGGACCUGAAGGCCUUCUCCAAGCACAUCUACAAUGCCUACCUGAAAAACUUCAACAUGACCAAAAAGAAGGCCCGCGGCAUCCUCACUGGCAAGGCCAGCCACACGGCGCCCUUUGUGAUCCACGACAUCGAGACAUUGUGGCAGGCGGAGAAGGGCCUGGUGUGGAAGCAGCUGGUGAACAGCCUGCCGCCCUACAAGGAGAUCAGCGUGCACGUGUUCUACCGCUGCCAGUACACCACCGUGGAGACCGUGCGGGAGCUCACGGAGUUCGCCAAGAGCAUCCCCAACUUCAGCAGCCUCUUCCUCAACGACCAGGUGACCCUCCUGAAGUACGGUGUGCAUGAGGCCAUCUUCGCCAUGCUGGCCUCCAUCGUCAACAAAGACGGGCUGCUGGUGGCCAAUGGCAGUGGCUUCGUCACCCGUGAGUUCCUGCGCAGCCUCCGCAAGCCCUUCAGUGACAUCAUCGAGCCCAAGUUUGAGUUUGCUGUCAAGUUCAAUGCCCUUGAACUUGAUGACAGUGACUUGGCUCUGUUCAUCGCAGCCAUCAUUCUGUGCGGAGACCGCCCAGGCCUCAUGAAUGUGCCGCAGGUGGAGGCCAUCCAGGACACCAUCCUGCGUGCCCUUGAGUUCCACCUGCAGGCCAACCACCCCGACGCCCAGUACCUCUUCCCCAAGCUGCUGCAGAAGAUGGCGGACCUGCGGCAGCUGGUCACCGAGCAUGCCCAGAUGAUGCAGCGCAUCAAGAAGACCGAGACCGAGACCUUGCUGCACCCCCUGCUCCAGGAGAUCUACAAGGACAUGUACUGA